AUGGAGCAGUCGCAGACAAACGCACAACCACAGCACAUGCACUACAAACACCGCGACGGCAGAGCGCCCAACCCACAGCACCUGGCUAUUGCGCUACACCAUGCAAAUCAAAUCCAAGCUCAAAAGGACGCCGAGGCUUUCAUACUCGACCGCAUCCUAGAACUGAUCGAGCUGCCCUCGUCUCCUUCUGCCGACGCUGCCAACCCCUCCCCCGCCGACGUCGCUGCGCUCAAAACCGCGCUUGUGCCCUUUCAGCCGACAGAUUUCGACAACUUGGUGCUGGAACGCAAUAUCGAGGGCCGCUGUGGAUAUACACUGUGUCCGCACAUGCACAGAAAGGAAGACUCAAAUGCCAAGUUCCGUAUUGUGUGGGGACCUAAAGGGGGCGCUGAUCAUGGCCGCGAGAUGAAGAUUGUGUCGAGAGAGAAGCUGGAGAUGUGGUGCUCAGAGGCUUGCGCCGAGCGAGCCAUGUAUUUGCGCCUCCAGUUGGUCGAGGAUCCGGUGUGGGAAAGGCGCGCCGGAGAUGGGGCGACGAAGCAGGUUACUUUACUGGAGGAAGCCAGAGCACUACAGAAGACGAAAAAGGCCGCCAAGAGCGAGGGAGAUAGACAGCAGCGUUUGAAUGCUACUGGUUCAGUUGCUCCAGUUGCUCUAGAGGACAAGCUAGAAGCACUCGCAUUGAAAGCCGACUCAGACGCAGAAGGUUCGAAACAACUGGCGGUUGAGAGAGGAGAUUCCAAAUCGGCGUUUCAGCAAAACGGCCGUGUCGACAUCCAGAUUCUCGAAAAAGAACCAGACGUCAAAAACGCCAACAUUACAGCUCCUUCACCUCGUCCAGGAGAUCAAACCGGUGGCUCGAUCGAAGGCUACGUCCCACACACAGCUGAUCAUAUAAAAAGCCGAAAUGGCCCAGUACAAGACGAGGGGAAUGACGACGUCCUUGAUUCCCUCUGA
This is a messenger RNA of Talaromyces rugulosus, 954 nucleotides long. RefSeq lists its product as uncharacterized. Gene Ontology annotation, molecular function: RNA polymerase core enzyme binding; RNA polymerase II CTD heptapeptide repeat phosphatase activity. NCBI's taxonomy places the organism in Eukaryota, Fungi, Ascomycota, Eurotiomycetes, Eurotiales, Trichocomaceae. The transcript has a single exon. The record is from RefSeq and is a predicted model, not a curated record. Gene Ontology annotation, cellular component: nucleus; cytoplasm. The coding region runs from base 1 to 954 and encodes 317 amino acids.